Pangasianodon hypophthalmus (striped catfish) is the source of this 3239-nucleotide messenger RNA. RefSeq names its product ephrin-B1 (gene efnb1). Lineage: Eukaryota; Metazoa; Chordata; Actinopteri; Siluriformes; Pangasiidae. The record is from RefSeq and is a predicted model, not a curated record. The transcript is spliced from 3 exons. Bases 256 to 822 code for a protein of 188 amino acids. Gene Ontology annotation, cellular component: membrane.
UUUUUCUUACAUUUAUGAUUUCCAUCUCUUUUUCAUUUUUAUCUCUCUCUCUUUAUCUCUUUUUCUUCUCUAUGUUUUUAAGAACAUCAUCAGUUAGAGAACAGAAAAUCAAGCUGCAUUUAUUCACCUCUCUCUCCCUCUCUCUCCCUCUCUCUCUCUCUCUCCCUCUCUCCCUCCCUCUCUCUCUCCCUCUCUCCCUCUCUCUCUCUCUCUCUCUCUUCAGCCACCUCUGAUGGGACGCUGGAGGGUUUGGAGAUGAGAGAAGGAGGAGCGUGCAGGACCAGAGAUAUGAAGAUCAUUAUGAAAGUGGGGCAAGAUCCGAACGCUCCUGAUCCGGUCCACACGGAGCCUCCUGAUCGGAACGUGGACAACGAGAUCAAAACCCCGACAAACAAACCCGAGAAGAAGAGAGAGAAAGACAGCAGAGAGAGAGAAACCUCAAUACCUGGAAACACAGACUCGAGGAACUCAGACUCGUUGGAGGGGAUCUUCGGUUCUAAGCCGGCUCUCUUCGCCUCCAUCGCUGCUGGCUGUUUGCUCUUCCUCCUCAUCAUCAUUGUCCUCAUCGUGCUGCUGCUCAAACUGCGUAAGAGGACGCGCAAACCGAGGGGCGGAGCCUCGCUCUCGCUCAGCACGCUGGCUGCCCCCAAGUGCUCCGCCCAGUCCGGUUCGGAACCCAGUGACAUCAUCAUCCCGCUGCGGCCCACCGAGGGCGGGUUCUGCUCGCACUACGAGAAAGUGAGUGGCGACUACGGCCACCCCGUCUACAUCGUACAGGAAAUGGGUCCUCAGAGUCCCGCCAACAUCUACUACAAAGUCUGAGAGACAGACGGGUGAAGAGACAGACAGACAGAGAGACAGAGACGGAGUGACCGACCUCAGAAAUAAAAUGUGCUCUCUCUCAUCCUGCUUCCCAACUUGUGCAUCUCUGUCUAUCAGCUGAACUAAAACAGGAAGCAGGAAGUGAGGAAACAGGAAGCAGGAAGUGAGGAAACAGGAAGUAGAGACUGAGGCGUGGACUUCAUUAAAGAAGGGCCUCUAGCCAAUCACAGAGAGAUGUGAUGUUGUGACGUCACAAAGCAGGAUACGAUUUUCCGAAUCAGGAAGUACUCAGUGCUCCAGACUCAGGCGUGAGCUCACAGCCAAUCACGGACAAGCUGAGUGAUGACAUCACAAAGCAGGAAAUGAUUUCCUCAUUUUUUUGUUGCUUUUAGUUUUUUUUUAUUUUAAUCACCACUAUUCACUCGUUUACUGAACUGCUGAACCACACACACACACACACACACACACACACACACACACACACGCUCACACACACACUGCUGAAGGAUGGCGUUGACUGAACUCAACCGAGGAUAAACACACACUUUGCUCACGUUACAGAAUGUGUGUGUGUGUGUGUGUGUGUGUGUGUGUGUUACUGCCCUUUUACAAUCUUAUCCUCAGUAUUUUCCUGUGUGUGUGAAAGAAUAAUAAACACAUUACAGCACAUUUGCCACUAAUUUGGGUCGUAUCAACAUCAAAUAAACAGAGAGACAGAAAGAAAGAAAGAAAGAAAGAAAGAGAGAGAGAGACAGAGAGAGAAAAAGAAAGAGAGAGAGACAGAAAGAGAGAGAGAGAAAGAAAGAGAGAGACAAACAUACUCUCUUCUUUAUUAACAGGAGAGAAAUGAAUGGAAAGAAAGCUCUCUCUCUCUCUCUCUCUCUCUCUCUCUUUCUUUCUUUCUGUCUCUCUGUUUAUUCGAGAGUUCCCUUUCAGAAAAAAACAACGAACCUUUGCUCUACGCUAGUGUUCUACACAGACUUUUUCCCGAGGUUCCCCGUACAGACAGAACCCUUUAAGACGUCUCCUUGGUAACAGGCUCCUCCUCAGAACCUUCAGAGCUUCUCUGUAGACACGGUUCCAUCUACAGCAAGGUUCCAGAGCAGAAAGACCUUCUGAGUAGAACCUUUAAGAACCUUUAACUGUUAGAACCCACCUCUCUGUAACACACACACACCCAUGCACACACACACACACAUGCACACACACACACACACACACACACACACACACACACACACACACUGCUGUUUCUGUGACUGUGUUUCUGUUCAUUUUUCCUCACACACUUUCAUGUGCAGUAUUUUAAAUACGUUAUAAAAUGUUUCAUCUCGUCUGCUGGAUUGUUACUACGUUACGUUACAACGUUAAAUUAUGACGUUAAACCCCACAGGACGGUUUUACUGUAACACUAACACGCUUCACACACACACACACACACACACACACUACACAUUAACAGUGUAAACACACACACUUUAACAGAUACGUGCAAUAAACACUAUGUUAAACUCAGUGUUUAGUGAACUGUUUAUAUUUUUACACUCAUGCUAACACACUAAUGCUAACAUGCUAACAUUAGAUACAUCCAUGGUCCUCCAUAUUAGAGCUCGGGAUGUGCUGUAGAGUGCGUAAGUCAAGAGAUCAAACACAUCGAAAAGAUCAAAUCGUAGAUCAAAUAACAGAUCGAAGACUUCAGAGAGAUCAAACAGCAGAUCAAACAGAGCUGAAACAUCAAAUACGUUCAAAUAAGAGAUUAAAGAGAUCAAAAACAGAUCAAAUAGAUCACAGAUCAAAGAGAUUACAUAACAGAUCAACAUGCCGGGACCGACUAAGUUUACUUUGUUACAUAAGAAGUGUAAUCUAGCAUGCUAAUAUUAGCAUGCUAACUUCUUCAUUAGCUAUGUUAGCUAGGUGUUUAGCUUGUUAAAACACAAAAAUGAAAUGAGGAUUGUAUUUUUUAUUGUUUGUAAGUUUAAAUGUGUAAAAACCCCGUGUGAGUUUAUAAUCCGCUGGGAAUUUCGCUAAGCUACAGCGUUGUUUCAGCGUUAUAUCAACGUUAUAUCAACGUUAUAUCAGCGUUUUUUUUUACGUGAACACAGUGAUGUCGUCAGAGCUCUAAUGUGGAGGGUUUCUCAGUAAUAUUCUUCAGUUCUUUACUUCCUGUUUGAGUCAAUGUUUGUUAGAGCAAAAAAUACUUCUGUAAAUAAAGUUUCUGAAAAUAAAACCAGUAAAGUUUGAGUUGAUCAGAGCGCCGUGUCUGAGAACACGCCCACAAACCACUCGCAUCUGAACACGUGUGUAUAUAGAGGAUUUUUGGAAAGUGUUGUAUGGUGUAACUUGAAUUUGAAAUGGAGCUGAGAAUCAAAGCGCGCACACACACACACACACACACACGCACACACACACACACGCAC